This is a messenger RNA of Paralichthys olivaceus (Japanese flounder), 1949 nucleotides long. RefSeq names its product NIPA magnesium transporter 1 (gene nipa1). Gene Ontology annotation, molecular function: magnesium ion transmembrane transporter activity. The record is from RefSeq and is a predicted model, not a curated record. Gene Ontology annotation, cellular component: membrane. Gene Ontology annotation, biological process: magnesium ion transport. NCBI's taxonomy places the organism in Eukaryota, Metazoa, Chordata, Actinopteri, Pleuronectiformes, Paralichthyidae.
ACCGCGCAUGCGCACCAACAUGUGACUGUGCACACUGGACUUUGCAGUGAAGCUAACAGCUAACAGCUAAAGACAAAUGAGAGACAGACGCUGUCUUCAUAGACCUUAUAUAAAGACGCAGCCAUGGACUCGGGACCAAGCGUCAGUUCUCUUCCAGUUACCGGGAUACUUAUAGCUGUGACAUCAAGUGUCAUCAAUGGGUCGACCUUUGUGCUGCAGAGAAAGGGGAUAUUACGCUCCCGGGACAGAGGGGGCUCCUACCUCACUGAUGCGCUGUGGUGGAGUGGAACACUGGCCAUGGUUGUUGGUCAGAUUGGGAAUUUCCUGGCAUACAACGCGGCCCCUGCUGUGAUAGUCACACCACUAGGAGCACUCGGAGUGUUGUUCGGGGCUGUGCUGGCUUCAUGGAUCUUGAAGGAGCAUUUGAACAUCCUGGGGAAACUUGGCUGUGUUUUGUGUUGCUGUGGCUCAGUCGUGCUCAUCAUUCAUGCACCUAAAUCCGAGGCUGUGACGUCGAGACUGGAGCUGGAGGAGAGGCUCUCAGAUCCAGUGUUUGUAACGUAUGCCCUCCUUGUGGUCCUGCUCCUGAUCACUCUGAUCACGUGGAUCGCUCCGGCUCACGGUUCAUCAAACAUCAUGGUGUAUGUCGCUAUAUGUUCCCUCCUGGGCAGCUUCACUGUUCCAUGCAGCAAAGGACUUGGUCUGGUGGCCCCAGACGUGUUUGGUGAAGGGCCUCUGAGCAGCAGAGCUCUGGCUCUCUUCCUGGGCUUGCUGGGGACGCUGGCUGUCAGCAUCCUCAUACAGUUCUUCUUCAUCAAUAAGGCCCUGGAGUGUUUCAGCUCCAACGUGUUCGAAGCCAUAUACUACGUGACGUUCACAUGCACUGUGAUUCUCGCCUCUGCUCUGCUCUUCAAAGAGUGGACUGCGCUAACUUUAACCGACAGCCUUGCAAUGCUUUGCGGUUUAACAACAGUGUGUGUCGGGGUCGUCUUACUACGCAUCUCCCAGGAGGCUUUGAUUACCUGGAGGAAGAGGGAGGCUCGAGAAAAGACGGACUGAUUGAGAGGUUUUCUACUUUACAUGACUGUAAAGAGUUUCUACUUAUUUUGUACCAUGUUAAUGACAGGUUCAUGACCAAAGCUUCAGCGUAUUUAAAACUAGUUUCUGUUAACAUUAUAACAUUGUGCAGGUCUUACAGUGUGAUCCUCAAUCAUCACAAACAGUAAAACACAUUCCUGAGUCUCCAGCUCAAACAUUGCCUGGGGACUAGUUAAUUUGUCAGACACAAAUAGUUCUACAAACUAUUCUGUUUAUUUAUAUAUACAGUCUCAGUGUAGGAUCACAGACACUUUGACUUCUUCAGUCUGACUUCUGAAGUGGUCUCUUUAGAGUUGUAUACAACAUGAGGAUCAACAUUUAGUGUUUUGUCAAAUGGAUGAUUUGUAAAGUGUAUUUACAAAUGUGAACUACUGCUCUGUGACCAAGUAUUGUUUUAUAGAGAUUUUAAAAAGUGGCUACAAGUGUAAUUUAUACAGGAGUCAGAAAUGGUUGAAUGGUGACGCUUUGUGACUUAAGCAGCUAACUGUCCUUACAUGGGGCCUUGUUUUGAUAAUUGUUUGGUUAAAUUUGUUUUAUUUUAAAGGAAUAAAACUAAAUCAAUCACUAGUUGCAUGUCAGUAUUUUUUAUAAAAUAUAUAGUUUUUUUCUGUCCUCAUGCAAUGUUUGCUUGAAUCUUUAAUACACUCAGGUUCCUGCUGUAAGAAACAGACAUAAAUACCUUAAUGUACUUUCCAUCAUUCCUCUCCACAGAUGUUAGGGCUGCCACCUUUUUUAUAAAUCUUAGUUAAUCUGCUGUUUUUUCCCCAUUAAUCAAUUUGUCUAUAACUCUUCAUCUGUGUUUUCUUGAACCAAAAGACUACAUCACAUUUAAUUUGCAAAAAUAAAGUCUU